GCCACCCAGGCACCUCUCACCAUAGAUUUUUAAGUUUUAUUUUUCUCUUCUAGUUCCCCUGCUCAUAUUAUGGAUAGUAAUAGCAACAGUGACACUUAGGGAGCACUGACAGGCAUUGUUUAAGCACUUGUAUUAACUCAGCUAAUCCUCACAACCACAUAGAGUACUUGCUAUUAUUAUCUCUUGUUUUUCCAACGAAGAAAGUGAGAGGUUAAGGGACUUGCCCAAGGCAACAGAGCCAGUGAGCAGCAGAGUCAGGAUUUGAACCCAAGUGGUCUGGCUCUAGCAGCCAUAUUCUUAACUUACUACAUUGUGUGCUCUCUCGGAUACAUGUGCUGUUGUGGUGGAUGACGUCUGUGGACAUGAAUAUCACCUCCUCAGACCUGCUGUUUCACAUGCGAGAUGUUUUUCAUAUACACAAGUGGUGCUGGGCUGUGGAUCUUGUCAUGUUUCUUUUGUUGUUGUUCUGCUUAUAUUUUCUCUUGAAAAUAUCCACAGGGCUGUUUUGACUUCUAAUGUGCUAUAUCUGACUGCUGCAUGCUCUUCUGCCCUGGGCAUCCACCACACCUCAGUGACCCAUUCUCCUUGUUUGGUAUGCCUUCGACUUGCUACCUCUGCAAACAGUGCUCCAAGGAACAUCUUAUCUGUGUCUCCUUAAUAACCUGUGCUAGAGUUUCUCUUGGUGAUGUACGCAGGAGUGAGUGGAUCUAUCUCAAAGCGUAUGUGAAUAUUUUAUUUCACCAAUAUUGACAAAUGGUUCUCCAGAAUGGUGAUACAAUUUAUCACUCCUGCCAGCAGCACCAGGGUUUUCCUUCACAUUCUUGCCAACGCUUGGUAAUUUUUGGCUAUUCUGAUGAAUGUGAAAUAGUAUCUUAUCAUUUUCCGUUAAAAAAAAUUUUUUUUGAGAGAGACAAAGUGUAUAUGAGUGUGUGUGUGCCAGGAUAGGGGGUAUGUAGGGACAGAUGGAGAGGGAGAGAGGGAAUCUUCAAACAUAUUCCAUGGAGCCCGACUUAGGGCUCAACCCUGAGAUCAUGACCUGAGUUGAAAUCAAGAGUCAGAAGCUUAAUGGACUGAGCCACCCAGGCGCCACUCUUACUUAAUUUGCAUAUUUCUGGUUAUAAGUGGGAAUGUGCACCUCUUCCCUCUGUUGGCCACUCGAGCUUCCUCUGUUUGUAUUUAUAUGUGUACAUGUGUGUACGUCAGUUUUCCUUGUACACUCUUCUUAGUGGUCUCCUGUGGCUUCUGGAUGUUGUAAAUGCCUUCUCCCUGACUGUCAUCCCUACCUUUCACUGAAUGGAAAUCUAAUUAGGUUUUGAGCUUCUGGGAUCUUAUUUAAUAAGCCAUUCUCUAUCAUAUAGUGACAAAAUUCUGUAUUUUCUUAACUUUAUCAUCUUACCAUUCACAUUUGGAUCUUUUAUCCAUUUGGAUUUUCCUUUGUAUAAAGUAAGAGGAAAAGAUCCAACUUUAUUUUUCUUCAAACAGUGAGCCUCAUUCCUAGUACUUAUUAACUUUAUUUUUUAAAAGAUUUUAUUUUUUUAACUGGUCUCUACACCCAACAUGGGGCUUGAACCCACAACCCGGAGAUCAAGAGUGCAUGCCUCACACUGACCUGAGCCAGCUGGUGCCCCCACCAUUAAUUUUUAAUAAAUUAUCUUUUGCCCAUUCACAUAUGGUUCACUUUUUAUCAUAUCUUAAGUUUCCAUGUAUAAAUGAGUGUAUUUUAUGCUCAUUUGCCCAUUAUAUUAGUUUAACAAUAACUUAGCAGUAUGCUUUAGUAUCUGGCAGAGAUUAAUUAUUCAAGGACCUUUAUUCUUCUAUGUAAGUUUUAACUAAGUUGCUGAGUUCAUAAAAAAAUUAAUAUUUGAUUUCUGGAAAGAUCUAGAUUUGUUGAUAGGCCAAUUCUUUCCUUCUGUAUAGUUAUUUACCCUUAUAUCGUUAUUAUCUGGUACAGUAGCUCACAUAUUCAGUAGCUCAGUAAAUAUUUAUAGAACUGAACUAUUGUUUGACUGAUUUAUGUCCCCUUUCAGAGUGACUGGGCAGGAAACAAUGUGACGAUAAUGGAUGUCACAUUUGAAGCCGUACUGUCUUCCUUUGAGUGAGAGGAGAUAGCUGAGGAGAGCAAAGAUCAGAGUUGACCCCUUAUGUAACAAGGACAACUGUGGCUUUUGUUUUGAUUCCUAUAAUGACUAAGUAAGAUUAGGCAUUUUUUAAAAAAAGAUUUUAUUUAUUCAUGAUAGAGAGAGAGAGAGAGAGAGAGGCAGAGACACAGGCAGAGGGAGAAACAGGCUCCAUGCCAGGAGGCUGACGCGGGACUCGAUCCCGGGACUCCAGGAUCGUGCCCUGGGCCAAAGGCAGGCGCUAAACUGCUGAGCCACCCAGGGAUCCCCAAGAUUAGGCAUUUUUUAUUGAAAAUAGCUUCUGCAUUGAGCUUUAGAAGUGGCAGCAAGGGUCAUAAGCAUCAAUAGCUGGGUUCCUAAUGGACGUUUUAAAGGAAAAUAUGAAACUUAAGCCAGGAGAUGAGAGAGGGGGAAGUCUUGUUAGUUAAUUCAUCUGAUCUUGUUACGGACUCCUUGACUGUCCCGUUGCAAAUACCUCUGUUAGAACAAAUCGCGCUACAAGAAUGAGGAGGAUGCCAUCUAGUGGCAGUAACUCCAUGCGGCACCAUUUGAUCUUCUUUCCUGGGUAAUAACAGGAAAUACGUGAGCGCCUACAGGAUGUUAGGAGCUAUUGUAAGAGUUGUGCACAUUACAGCAAAACCCAUGAGACAGAAGUGUUUAUUACCACUAUUGUAAAGAGAACUGGUUUGCCAGCAUACACUGGUUAAGGAGGACUGAGAAUUCAGACAUGACCCUAGGCUUUCUUCAGGAAAGUUGGACAAGAGAUUUGGAAAAUACAGAAACUGAAGUUCAGAAAGGAACAACAACCUGCAAACACUAGGAAGUAGCAGAGCCCAGACCCAAACUGAAGUCAUUGUGACUCCAGGAACUGUGUGGUGAGAAGGGAGGCCAGCUGCCUGAGGUAUCCUUUUAGACAGUUUCUGCUUCUUCAGGAGAAGUCAACAGGAUCUGCACAAUGGCACAUUGUCAUGAAUACAUUGAAUACAUGAAUACUCCUGUUCUGGCGAACAGGAGAUGGGCUGUUCUUCCUGGUUUAUAGCAACACAACUCAAAAUUCUUUAUGAAAUAGAUGAAUAUGAACAGAGGAUAUGAGAUAACAAAAGGAGCUCUAACAUUGAAAACUUUGAGACCUGAAUCAUGGAAGACACAACUUCUUAUACUUAAGACUUGUUGGGCCAAGUGUGAAGAGUUGUGCUGAAUUCUAAGACCUGAUUUUCUCUCCCUCCAGUUUGGACCUCAGCUUAUUCCCUAUUCUGUUAUAUGGAAUCCUACAUUUCUGAAGGGAGAGAUAUAGCAUCUCUGGAGAUUUUUGAAAAAAUAAGAUUAUACUUGGGAGAUGUAGUUGACACUAUAUCCAUCAACAGAAGACCCUUCUGAUAGCUCUCUUCUAGUAUUCAUCCUGAAGCAGUAACACAGAAUUAUCUGCCUAGAAGGAUAUGUCUUCUUUAUCAGAAUGCAAAGUAUGAAGAUAUACAAGGUAUAUAAGGACCGUACAUUUAGAUUUUGAGUCUCCUGCUAUCCAUGGGCAGACUAAGGCCCUGAGAGAAGAUGCUCUGAAGAUCAUUCUUAGGUGGGAGAAUGAACCUCUAUAUACUGAUGUUGUGCCCAAGAUUGUGAAUCCAAGAAACCACCAAGGAGCCGACACCGAUGCAAGCACACAAGGGUUUAUUUACAAGCUCGAGCUUGGGUCCAAGUAUACUCGACACAGCAGAGCAGGGACUUGGACCCUGAGGAGGACUUCAAGUGUUUUAGACUGUGGAACAUCCAGAUGCUAUGUCACAGACGUCUGUCAGACCUACGCAAUAGGCUUUGGAUCCUCUGUCCAGAAAUUGAUAUGGUGUUUGAGAAUUUUGAAGAUUCCGUAUAUUUGGCAUUGCAGUCACUCUAAACAAAUAGGACUUGGCACGUAUCUGACUCAAGGGAAGGAGAAUGCAAGAGAUGCUGGUUGAAUGGAAAACAGGAUCCAAGGGAACACCCAGAGGCGGAAUGCUACAGUGAUGCUCUGGAGCCCUCUUGAGAACUGACUAUGGAGAAAUCUUUGAAGUUAGAAUUCACAUUUCUUUGAUCUUUAAUGGCCAGUGGUAAGCAGAGUGUAUUGUUCAUGGCAUGUGGCAGAUUGGAAGAUGUCCACUCACCGUGGUAAGGGUGACCUCCUCACCUUCCCACCUCCCCCACAAGCUUCAUUGAGAUACAAUUGGCAUACAACAUUGGCAUAAUGCCCUCCAGUUCCAUCUGAGUCAAUGCAAAUGAAGAUCCUGGAAUUCAAAUAGACUGCACAGAACGCUAAAAGCAACCAGGAAGCAGUAUCUGCCAAGAUGAAGACGUGCCUGCUCCUGUGGUUGCUUGCCAGUCUCUCUGGAUGCCUACAGCCAAUUGUGACGGCUCUACUGGAGGCAUCACCAUUCUCCUGGUCAUCCAGAAACAAGCUAUGAUGGCCAUCUGUGUCUGUUACACUAGCUCCCUCCUCCCCAACUCCAUCAGCUUCUGUGACUUUAUUUCCUCCCAUAAAGUUUUUCUGUCCAUGUAUUUACAUCCCCUGCACGGUCGCCCAGGGCCAAGCCGUCACUUCCUAAUUCCUGUACCACCCAAGUAUACCAAUGUAUCUCUCAUCUCUCAUCUUAAUCAGUCCAGAUCCCCAGUACCAUACCAGCUUUCCACAGCUGCAAUUUUCAUCAUGUUAAAUUCUUCCUCAGAAGACUUGAAUCUCUCCUUUUGUAAUGCCCAAAGUCCUGACUUUUCUUCAUGACUUUCAUGAUACUCCAUAAUAUGGCCUCCAUAGGCAUGUUAGCUGUGUUCCACUUCACUAACCAUGGCCGGGGGUGGGGGGUGCUUACCUCCAUCCCAACACACACACCAUCGCCCAGUGCUGAUGUAGGCAGGAAAUACUGCUGAGGUACCAUGAGAGGGACUAUCCUAUUUUGCCUGGGAUGGGAAAACAAGGGACAGAAGUGAAAUACCUUCUCUCAGAAAUAUGCUCACUGUGACCACAGUGAGAUCUCAGUAGGAUGUGGGAAAGACAGUUUCUGGCUUGGAAUGCAGUUCAUUCCUACACAUAUUUAUAAAGCAUCGUGGGAAGAUACGAAGGAAAAAGGGACACCAUCCCUGCCACUAAAGAUUUGCAAUCACUAGGGAGAUGAAGACUCAAGCCACCUGUGGAAGAGAACACAGAAUGAAAGAGUCAGUAAUGCCUCCUUCUUUUGUAGAAGGUACAAGACCCCGUGAAGUGGGCAAGGCAAAUAUUAGACUCAUUUUCUAGAGGAUAAAGCUUUCUUACCUGCUUGAGAAUUUAAGUGGCUUGUUUAUUGUCACAGGACUAAUAAUUUAGCAGAUCAGGGUCUCCUGGCUGUGCAGUCCUCUGCCUGCAGACAGUGAAGUUAUGACAUACUCUGAGAGCCAUCAAGCAUUCCCAGGAGCUGUGAGAGCUCUUGGCUAAGGUGGCAUUUACCUGCAAAUUGAAGGAUCCGGGGAGAUUUCAAUCAUAGGAGAAAGGAGUGAAGAAAGAAUAUUCCAGAAAUAAAGAAACUCCAUGAGCAAGGGCACAGAGCAGGACAAGAGGAGCCACCCAAGGGCAAGAUGGCUUGGGGAGUGAAGACUCCCUCCCUUUGCCUCCCCUGAGAAGCUGAGAUAAAGGAGGAGGAGAGGCCUGAGUGUCUCUGCACUGAUAAACAGACUCCACCCAGAGGCCAAUAGCAUGGGUAUGGGGACAGGAGGGUCAAAUGGCAGAAGUGCCCCUUCUCCAGGACAAAUGAACUGGGGUGGGGGUAGGAGGGAGGCCAUUUCCUGAACCCCUGUUUCCAGACUCAGCACUUAGGGUGGAAUCAGCAAGGCUUCAGGGAGCCAGAGGGAAGUGAGAGACGGCAAGUCCCCUGGCAAGUCCCCUGGCAAGUCCCCUGGAGAAAACCCUUCCCUUCUGGGGUCAGAUGCCUAGGGUGGGGGAGGGGAGGAAUGGUCCCUUGCGCAAGGGCCCUGCCCCCCACUAGAGAGGAGGGAAUCUGAGGGUUGGAGAGAAGAAAUGGGAGAGAAGAGGAAGGUAUCUGGAGAGGGAGGAAAGUAGGGGUGCAUCCAGGGGAGGGGCCCCUUCUGAAGCCCUUCUGGGAACACUGCCCUGGAUGAUAGCGCCUGUGUGACGGGAAGCGUCAAAACGACCUGAUAUAACUCUCUUUAAUGCACCCCCUUCCUGAACCAGCUUCUCUCCCCUCCCUCCUCCUCAGUUCAGGAGGGUGGAGACCAGAGUGGGGAAGAACCCAGGCUGGGGGAAUGAGCCAGCCAAGUGGAAUGGGACCUCCCUGGAACCAGGAGAGAUCCCCAGAAGGAAGGCUGCCCACUGAACCUGGCGGACGGUGGUCCACAGUCAGGGGGGUGCUGAUCGCUGGCCUGCUUUUCAGUGUGCUCCUUGGCUUCUCUGUGCUUUUGGUCUACGUUUUCCGGAGCUGUGGCCCUAGCCCCUGUAGGACGCCAGCAUGUUGGGACCUCCUGGCUCGUUACUUGGCCUCUGGGAACACCAGUGUGGCCCCCUGCACCGAUUUCUUCAGCUUUGCCUGUGGAAAGGCCAAAGGGACCGAUUAUUCUUUCCAGGCCCUUGCAAAGGAGAACACGGAUCGACUUCGGAAAAUACUGGAAACCCCAGAUUCUUGGCACCUGGGCUCUGGGGAAGAGAAAGCCUUCCAGUUCUACAAAUCCUGCAUGGACACGGGUGCCAUCGAAGCUGCUGGGGCUGCCCCCCUGAAACACGUCAUUGAGGAGCUUGGAGGCUGGCGAAUCUCCGGUAAUUGGACUUCCUUAGACUUUAACCGAACUCUGAGCCUUCUGAUGAGUCAGUAUGGUUAUUUUCCAUUCUUCAGAGCCUAUCUGCAACCUCGUCCCACCCCUCCGUACACGCCAAUCAUCCAGAUAGACCAGCCAGAGUUUGAUGUUCCCCUCAAGCAAGAGCAGGAACAGAAGAUCUAUGCUCAGAUUGUUCGGGAAUACCUGGCUUAUCUGUACCAGCUGGGAACCUUGCUGGGAGGAGACCCAACCAAGGUGCAAGAACAUGCCUUCCUGUCCAUCUCCAUUACCUCGCAGCUGUUUCAUUUUGUGAAGCCUCUGGAGCAGCGACGGGCACAGGGAAAGCUCUUCCACAUGGUCACUAUUGAUCAACUGCAGCCUUUGUGUCCCUCCUCUAAGGAAAUGGCCCCUGCCAUCGACUGGUUGUCCUGCUUGCAAGCGACAUUCACGCCAAUGUCCCUGAGCCCCUCCCAGCUCCUCAUGGUCCAUGACCUAGAGUAUUUGAAAAACAUGUCUCAACUGGUGGAGGAGCAGCUGUCAAAACACAGAGACUUUUUGCAGAGCCACAUGAUCUUGGGCCUGGUAAGGACCCUUUCUCCAGCCCUAGAUAGUAAAUUCCAGGAAGCACACAGAUCGCUGAUCCAGAAACUGGGGGAGCUGACGGAACGACCAGCCAUGCCAGCCCGCCCUCGAUGGAUGAAGUGCGUGGAGGAGACAGGAGCCUUCUUCGAGCCUACCCUGGCUGCCUUGUUUGUCCGUGAGGCCUUCAGCCCAAGCACCCGAAGUGCUGCCAUGGAACUAUUCACUGCAAUCAAGGAUGCCCUCCUCAGUCGCCUCAGAAGGAUUCCCUGGAUGGAUGAGAAGACCCGGAAAGAGGCCCAGAACAGGGUAACCCAACUGCAGGUGAAGAUGGGGGCCCCAGAAUGGGUCCUGGAGCCAUCACUGGCCAGACAGGAAUACAAGGAUAUACAGCUUGGACCCAACUACCUGCAGUCCUUCCUGAGCUGUGUCCGAUCCCUCCGAGCCAGAAUUGUCCAGAGCUUCUUGCCGUCUUUCCUCUACCACAGGUGGCAGGUGUCCCCCUGGGGGGUCAAUGCUUACUAUUCAAUAUCUGACCAUGUGGUGGUCUUCCCAGCUGGACUCCUCCAACCUCCAUUCUUCCACCCUGGCUACCCCAGAGCCGUGAACUUUGGAGCUGCUGGCAGCAUCAUGGCCCACGAGCUGUUGCACAUCUUCCACCAGCUCUUACUCCCUCGGGGCUGCCCAGCCUGUGACACCCGUGCCCUACAGGGGGCGCUGCUGUGCCUGAAACGCCACUAUGCGGCCAUUCCGUUACCCAGUGGAACCUCCUUCAAUGAAUCUCAGACGUUCCUGGAGAAUGCUGCCGACGUUGGGGGGCUGGCCAUUGCACUGCAGGCAUACAGCAAGAGGCUGUUGUGGCACCGCGGGGAAACCGUCCUGCCCAACCUGGACCUCAGCCCUCAGCAACUCUUCUUCCGAAGCUACGCCCAGGCGAUGUGUAGGGAGCCGGGCACCCAGGAGCCUCAUGAUCCUCACAGCCCUCCCACCCUUCGAGUCCACGGGCCCCUCAGCAACACCCCUGCCUUUGCCAGACAUUUCCACUGUCCACGCGGUGCCCUCAUGAACCCCUCCAGCCGCUGCCAACUCUGGUAACCUAGCUACCAUAGAGACUUCCCUUCAGAUGUCACAACAUCUCCUUGCUCCAUCCAUGGAAUCAGGCGAUAAUCUCCUUUCCCCAUCCCUUCCAAAAAUAAAAGCUGGCACAUGGCAUAGGUCUGUCCA
Molecule: messenger RNA, 8684 nt
Organism: Canis lupus familiaris (dog)
Lineage: Eukaryota; Metazoa; Chordata; Mammalia; Carnivora; Canidae
Gene: KEL
Product: Kell metallo-endopeptidase
Exons: 33
Coding region: 6282-8555 (757 amino acids)
Biological process (GO): protein processing
Cellular component (GO): plasma membrane
Molecular function (GO): metalloendopeptidase activity
Source: RefSeq, a predicted model, not a curated record